Gastrolobium bilobum is the source of this 963-nucleotide messenger RNA. RefSeq names its product basic leucine zipper 34-like. Gene Ontology annotation, biological process: positive regulation of DNA-templated transcription. Bases 1 to 963 code for a protein of 320 amino acids. The transcript has 5 exons. Gene Ontology annotation, cellular component: nucleus. NCBI's taxonomy places the organism in Eukaryota, Viridiplantae, Streptophyta, Magnoliopsida, Fabales, Fabaceae. Gene Ontology annotation, molecular function: DNA-binding transcription factor activity; DNA binding. The record is from RefSeq and is a predicted model, not a curated record.
AUGGCACAAUUACCUCCUAAGAUCCCAAACAUGUCACCAAGUUGGCCAGAUUUUUCUAUUUACCACAAUAUGCCAUCUCUUGCAAAUGUUGGCAACAACAACACAAACCAUUGUCAUCAGCAUAAUCAGAACCCUUCUUGGGUUGAUGAGUUCCUCGACUUCUCCUCCGCCAGGCGCGGUGCUCACCGCCGGUCGGUGAGCGAUUCCAUCACCUUCCUCGAGGCACCAAUGCUUGAAGAUUGUCGUGACAACCCUGCCAUGCCACAUAGUUCUGGAAACGACAAUGAGUUCGAAAAGUUUGAUGAUGAUCAAUUCAUGUCCAUGUUCACGGAUGAAAUCUCUGGUGUCCCCAUGCCACCAACCAUGUCCUCCUCAAACAAUUCAAGCCCUUCGGAUCAGAAUUUCAUCAAUGAUGAGAAAGAAACGAAUCAACCCGAAGAGGAGAAGCAGCAGCAGCACCAAUUGAAAAAUGAACCAGAUGAGGUUGAAAGCCAAUGUAAACAAGAAAUCACAGAGGCUCCAAAUAACACGAAUGCUACUUCUUCCAAUGACAGAAUCACUGACCCCAAGAGAGUCAAAAGAAUCUUGGCAAAUAGGCAAUCAGCACAAAGAUCGCGAGUGAGGAAGCUGCAAUACAUAUCAGAGCUUGAGCGAAGUGUAACUUCAUUACAGGCCGAAGUUUCAGUGCUGUCUCCACGGGUUGCAUUCUUGGAUCAUCAACGCUUGCUUCUAAAUGUUGACAACAGUGCUCUCAAGCAAAGAAUCGCCGCCCUUGCCCAAGACAAGAUCUUUAAAGAUGCUCAUCAAGAGGCACUGAAGAGAGAGAUAGAGAGACUGAGGCAAAUUUAUCACCAACAGAACCUGAAGACGAUGGAUAAUGCUGCAGGGUCACCAUUGCCAUCCCCAGCACAAAAGCCAAUAUGUGAUUCUCAGACGGAAAUGGAACAGCUUCUCAAUGUUUAA